AUGAUUUGGGUACAGAAUGCCUCACCUGAGGUUGAUGCUCAGUCGGAGUGGCCACUGAUAGUAGCCGUGUGUAUUACUCUCAGCACCAUCAUGACUAUGUGUGUGGCGCUGCGGCUGUACGUCCGUACAUACAUGAUCAAGUCUCUUGGUACUGAUGACUAUGUCAUUAUAUUCUCCAUGCUUUGCGGGAUAUCAUACGCAGGUCUAUGCAUUGGACAAACACGAUGGGGACUCGGGUUGCCUAUCAGCCUACGGCCAGCCAGCAACCUGAACAAGUACUCGGAAAUCAAUUUUGCUGGGCGACCAAUUUACAUGGCUGGUAUCACAGGCUUCAAGGUGGCUCUGUGCCUUGCUUACCUUCGCAUAACCGGUGGAAGAACCAAAAAGGACAAAUCUAGGUACAGGACGUUUAUCUACGCCAUGCUCACUUUUGCUGUCUUGUCACAUUUGGGUGGUACACUGGUCUUGCUCUUUCAGUGCAGUCCUGUGCACAAGUCAUGGCGACCUCGGACAGAAGGGAAAUGCCUCGACAAUGUUAUAACGUUCUAUGUCCUUGCCGCCAUCACGAUCCUUUGCGAUAUCAUUAUCAUCCUCUUACCCGUUCCGCUGUUGCUGAAGAUCAAGAUGAACUCAAGAAAGAAGAUCGGCCUCAUAGCUGUAUUCUCUCUUGGGCUGUUCACCACCAUCUGCAGCAUCAUGCGUAUGGUCCAGAUCGAGGUCAUUGCCAAGAACGGGAACAGCACCCGUCUUGUACUAUGGGGCACGGUCGAGCUCAAUGUCGGGAUCUUUCUGACAUGCCUGCCAACCCUGACUCCGCUCGUUACAUGGUUUGCAAACAAGUCCCGAAAGGGGACCUACGAGCACAGCUACGGCCAGUAUGGUCCAGGCAGGUCGCAUGCCCAUACAGGCAGUGGUGCUAUCAAGCUCGGGUCUGUUAACAGAACCUUGCCUGUUGGCGUCAUGAGCAAGAUCAGCCAUUCCUCCAGGACAGAUUCAGAGGAGACGAUCCUGCCAAUACACGGCGCGGACGACCAGCAUAUCAUGAAGACAACGACUGUCGAGAUCAAGAGCUAUCCAGACUGA
Molecule: messenger RNA, 1083 nt
Organism: Cyphellophora europaea CBS 101466
Lineage: Eukaryota; Fungi; Ascomycota; Eurotiomycetes; Chaetothyriales; Cyphellophoraceae
Exons: 4
Coding region: 1-1083 (360 amino acids)
Source: RefSeq, a predicted model, not a curated record